Messenger RNA from Ctenopharyngodon idella (grass carp), 3144 nucleotides. Its product is annotated as high mobility group AT-hook 2b. The transcript has 7 exons. NCBI's taxonomy places the organism in Eukaryota, Metazoa, Chordata, Actinopteri, Cypriniformes, Xenocyprididae. The coding region runs from base 451 to 822 and encodes 123 amino acids. Gene Ontology annotation, biological process: regulation of DNA-templated transcription. Gene Ontology annotation, cellular component: nucleus; chromatin. Gene Ontology annotation, molecular function: transcription coregulator activity; DNA binding. The record is from RefSeq and is a predicted model, not a curated record.
GCGACGCGACGUCAGCAUCCAGUCGACAAAUCAAAGCGUUUGCAGAAAAGGAAGCGAUGUAGCCUGACAUGAAAGAUGCCAUUACAAACAGCAAAAGAAGAACUGAAAAAAAAAAAAAAAAGAGGCGUUGCACUUCAGUUCAGUUCUGACAGAAGAGAAUUAUUGACGUGAGGAUCUGGCGUAAGAAGGGGCGGGGCGAGAAGUGAUGUCAAUCAUGUUUUGUUGAUGUACAUACUCGCGGUCUCGUCACACGCGAAGCCGCUGCUCCAGGUGAACGCAAAGUGCUGAGGAUAACGUAAGCAAGGCUGUGUUUGCAUCCUUCGGACACCACAAAGCAUACUCGUUACCCGCUGUAGUUCACAACCGCCAGCUACAUUUUUCUGUAGGUCUGAAAUCUCGUUCAGAUUGUGUGUGUCCAUGCAUGUGUGAGGUGUUCUGGGGUCAGGAUGGAUGUGGAGGAGACCGGAACAGGUCAGAUGGAGGCAGCGGUCCAAGAGGAAGAGGCCCCAGCUCCCAAACGCAGCAGAGGACGACCUCGCAAACAACCUCAGGAGCCAGUUGAACCCUCAGCUCCCAGGAGGCCAAGAGGAAGGCCGAGAGGCAGUAAAAACAAAGGCCAGCGGGUCACAGCCAAAUUUUUGGAUGCAGGUAGAGCCACCUAGAGAACGAAGACCUCGAGGUAGACCACGAAAAUGGCCUCAGAAGACCAUUCAUCAGGAAGAAGAGCAGACUGCUCAUCCUGCGGAUCAAGGGGCGGAGUCAACAGAAGACCCGCCCACUCAGACCCCACCUGCUGCCUCACCAUCACAGGAGAGCGACUAAAACUACCUCACUGAUGACUUUUGAUACUGCGUCGGGGGUAAUUCUCCAUCUCAACUGCCUCCAUGUACACUGUAAAAAAUGAAAAUGUGCCAGUUCUCAAAUUGCGCCCAAAACUGAGGGCUCACAAGGAGCCCUUGACAAGAUCAGACAUACCCUUACUACAUUUCUAAUUUCAAAAGUGAUCCUAAAAUCUGUAAUCCUCACCGGUCUUUAUUGUGGACACCUGUCUGCAAUUUACACUGCCAUUUUAAGAACUAAAAAUGUCAUCUUUUCAUUUAUCUUCAUUUUUUGGAUUCCUAAAGUCAACAAGAAAUCAAAUUUGAACUGGUUUGCUUUCUUUAAACACGUUUUGUUGCGCAAAAUUUAGUGCCCAGAAACUGUAGUAUGUCUUAUAAGGCCCAUUCACACCAAGAAUGAUAACUAUAACGAUAACCUUAUUAGCGUCCACGCCAGAAGAUAUUGUUCUCUUUAUUAUAAACACGCUGCAGAUUUGUCGAACUCUUUAAAGCAGGAUGGAUUCUGAUUGGCUGUCAAUGUUUUUAUCGUUCAGCUGGAAGAAAAUCUUUCUGAAAGUGAUUCCAACGAUACCGUUUCUCUGUGCCGUUAUCGCUAUAGUUGUAGUUUGCGCGUAACGCAAAUUUCGUCAUCAGGAGAGUAUGCGCACCACCGGAUUUUUGUAACCGCGCAUUAAGUUGUACAUGCAGGUCGCACAUGCGCAUUUAAUUUUUGUUUGCAGUAAUUAGUUUAUCCACAAGGUGGCAACUGUGCCCUGGGGGCGUGGAUUCACAAGGUAGUUGAAGAAAAACUGCAUAAACAGAACAGACCGGUGUAGUGACAAAUUGUGUCUCCCCGAAAUCGGGUCUCUAUUAGGACCCCACGUGAUUCCAUUGGUUCAAAUUGCUUUUAAUUGCUUUCUUUAGUUCCUGAUUACAAUUCCUACAAAAUCAUGUUAUGAUAAAUGCUGUUUCAACUACGUUAUAAUGUACUAGCAUAGCAUACAGAUACGGAUUAGCCUGAUAGCUUAGUUUAUACACGCAUUUGCACUUACCCUACAUCUAUUCAGAAUCAUUUUUAAUGUAAUUAUGUGUUAAAUUUAGUGUUAAGUGUCGAAAUAUUUCAGUUAUGAAUAAAACAAAUUAAUGAUGUUGAAUUAUUCACUUAAUAGGCUAUUAUUAUAUUAUUAUUUAUUAAUUAACAGUUAAUCAAGUGUAAGAAAUUAUGUUCAAUUGGUUUUAUUAUGCCCUAUUUUGUUUUCUUACACAUUAUAUAGUAAGCAAUGCAUAUUUUAAAUUAAUAUCAUUCGUAUGUACUCGUAUAUACUAGUUUGUGGAGACCCGAUUUCGAGGCACGACCCGUGCGUGUAUGCGUAAAAAAAAUAAAGUAUACUUUGGGCUUUAAAGUUAUCAUCCAUGGUGUGAACAGGCCUUUAUUCUGAUAAAAGCAACUCUCCAAAAUGACAACAAAAAACAUGAACUUGUUUUACUCAAGACAUUUAUUUAAUGUUCAAGAUCUUGGGAUUUAAAAAUCAAUGCAUCAAAAAAUCAUCUCAGUGUAUGAAUGAUGAUGGGUUAUAUUAAGUUUUGUUUAAACAUGUACUUCUCAGGAUUCUGGAAAGUUUGAAAUUACUCAUUUUAAUGUUGAAACAUCUUUAAUGAUUGAUCUUUUAAUGUAUAAUUUCUUUUUAUUGUUUUAUUUUAAUGUUUACAGUGGAAAGAAUAGAUUCUGUUGGUUCUGUUUACACCAAACAGGAAUAGUGACUUCAUCAGUGAUGUAAAUGUUCAACAACAAUCAUUAUAAUUGUAAUUCAGUACCUCAACACCAGAAACCUCAGAGAAUUUGUUUGCUCACUCUAGACAAUGGGUUAUUUGUCAUUUGUUAAAGUGAAAUGCAUAUAUUGUCAAUGCAGUCUUUGGAACAGUAUAUCAUUUUGGCACUAUAUUUUCAUAAUUAGCAUAUUUUUACAUAUUUUUACUGCUCUGAAUUGUGUUAUUGCGCUGAUAUGGGGGUGAUGUUUUAAAGCAUCUCCUAUUGACAAUACAGUUGUGUUCGAUGCUCUUAAAAACAGAUAAAAUGGUUCUUAAAAUCUAGUUUGAGAAAUAAUCUUUUUCUUAUGAGGAUUUUUUUUUUUUAUUUGAAGUCAACCAAGCAUUGUUCAAAUGCCUCAUGGUAUAUAGUGUCAGUUUAGUUAUUAAACUAUUUGACAAUGUGCCUCUUAAAUACAGGCUCAGGUAACUUUCUUACCUCUUUUCUACAUUCUUCAAAGGCCAGUAAUGCUGUUUAUGCAGCCGUAUGUUCAUGAAUAAAGUUACUGAUGAUCAAUCA